Messenger RNA from Nicotiana tabacum (common tobacco), 1782 nucleotides. Its product is annotated as beta-glucosidase 11. Gene Ontology annotation, molecular function: beta-glucosidase activity. Gene Ontology annotation, biological process: carbohydrate metabolic process. The record is from RefSeq and is a predicted model, not a curated record. Lineage: Eukaryota; Viridiplantae; Streptophyta; Magnoliopsida; Solanales; Solanaceae.
AAGCGACCCCUAACACUUCAAAUUUGUUUUUUCAACUCUCUCUUGCUGGAGAAUGUCCCUAUCAUACACUUCUUGUUUGUCCCCUCUCUUUGUAACUAUGGGCUAUACCAGAAAAGUGAUAAAGAUUCUUUCCAUUAUUGUCUUUCAAAGUUUACUGGAACUUACAAAUAUACGGGUCAAGAAAUACAAUAAGUCUUGAGGGUAUAUGUGGGUAAGAGGAGUUAAUAAUAGUCACCCAUUAAGAAUGAUGCUCCGAAAUCUGCAAUCCAACUAUGUUUCAAUCCAAUGUUUAUUGGUGACAGUCUUUGGUACAGACCAUUAUUGCAGAGCUGACUUCCCUCCUGGCUUUGUUUUUGGUGCUGGAACUUCUGCCUAUCAAGUUGAAGGGGCAGCAUUUGAAGAUGGAAGGACACCUAGCAUUUGGGACACUUUUGCUCAUGCUGGUUUUUCCGGUGGAGCCAAUGGAGACAUAGCAUGUGAUCUGUACCACAAAUACAAGGAAGAUGUCCAACUCAUGGUUGACACAGGCUUAGAAGCCUACAGGUUCUCUAUUUCAUGGUCUAGACUUAUACCUGGUGGAAGAGGACCUGUAAAUCCAAAGGGUUUACAAUUUUACAACAAUUACAUUGAUGAACUUAUCAGCCACGGUAUUCAACCACAUGUUACACUAUUUCACAGUGAUCUACCACAGUUACUUGAAGAUGAAUACGGGGGAUGGUUAAGCCGAAAGAUUGUGAAGGACUUUACUGCAUAUGCAGAGGUAUGCUUCAAGGAAUUUGGUGACAGGGUGAUGUAUUGGACCACCAUUAACGAGGCCAAUAUAUUUGCGAUUGGAGGUUAUGAUAAUGGCAUCACCCCACCGGGACGUUGUUCCCCACCUUUUGGGUUUAAUUGUUCUAGAGGCAGUUCAUCUACUGAGCCUUAUAUUGUUGUUCAUAACAUGUUGCUUGCACAUUCAUCCGCAAUGAAAUUGUACAGGGGAAAUUACAAGUCCACCCAACAUGGUUUUGUGGGAUUUAGUAUAUAUGGUUUUUGGUGUGUUCCUUACACAAAUUCAGGGGAUGAUGUAAAUGCAGCACAAAGAGCUAAUGAAUUUUAUACUGGUUGGAUAAUGAAUCCUUUAAUAUUUGGAGACUAUCCCUCUGUAAUGAAGAAGGCUGCUGGGACAAGAAUUCCAACCUUCAGCAAAUAUGAGGCUAAGCUAGUUAAGGGCUCAGUUGAUUUCAUAGGCCUAAACCACUAUAGGACAGCAUCUGUUAAGGACAGGUCUUCCAGCAUUGAAAAGAAUACCAGGGACUUUGGUGCUGACAUAGAAGCAGAUAUCUCACUUGAGGCAUUGGCAGCAGAUCAGUAUCCAGUGAUACCUUCUGGUCUUUAUGAAUUUCUGGAGUACUUAAAAGAGGCUUUUGGCAACCCGCCGAUUUACAUUCAGGAAAAUGGUCAAAAGACUCGCGUAAUGGUACACUAAAUGACACAGCAAGAAUAGAAUAUUUGCAUGCCUACAUUGGGAGUGGUCUUGAUGCUGUAAGGUAAACCUCUUAUAACAAAGUUAUUGACUGUAGAUGCAGGCAGAGAGAGCUCUGAAUCAUAUCUUUGGUGUUAUCUUUGGAAGAGAUGGAAGGUCAAGUUUAUUUGCCUCUUGUAAAUUUGGCAAAACACUUUCAAAGAACUGAACAAAUCAGAAAGUUAAUACACUCUUGCAAGUUAAAAUGUUGAGACAACUAUCUUAAUCACGUUGGGCCAUCUUUUAGGAUUUAAAUUACAUAUAUUGCCCUGUAAAGA